This is a messenger RNA of Condylura cristata (star-nosed mole), 2965 nucleotides long. It is a transcript of the gene ST8SIA4, whose product is annotated as ST8 alpha-N-acetyl-neuraminide alpha-2,8-sialyltransferase 4. The record is from RefSeq and is a predicted model, not a curated record. Lineage: Eukaryota; Metazoa; Chordata; Mammalia; Eulipotyphla; Talpidae. The transcript has 5 exons. The coding region runs from base 309 to 1388 and encodes 359 amino acids. Gene Ontology annotation, molecular function: alpha-N-acetylneuraminate alpha-2,8-sialyltransferase activity. Gene Ontology annotation, biological process: oligosaccharide metabolic process; N-glycan processing.
GCUGCAGAAGCGGCCGCCACCUCCAAAGCACAAGGUGUCUCAUCUGAAAAGACACUUGAGCCCCAGGGAGGCUGAGCGACCCCGGCAGGGCUAGCGGGAACCGCGAGAGCGAGCUCUGGGCAGCGCUCCGUGAGCAGGGGGUGCUCCGCCACAGAGGAGCCUCACGACCUGUUCCUGAGAUCCUGGCUUCACGUUUUCCUUGCCUUUUACUGCUUCCCCCCCAGCAACUAUAUCUCCCCAAAACGGAGCCUUUAUAUCAAGAGAAGGUGAGGGAGCUGGGACAACCAGGACUUUCCCGGGCACCCAAGAUGCGCUCCAUUAGGAAGAGGUGGACCAUCUGCACCAUAAGUCUGCUCCUGAUCUUUUAUAAGACAAAAGAAAUAGCAAGAACUGAGGAGCACCAGGAGACGCAACUCAUCGGAGAUGGUGAAUUGUGUUUGAGCCGAUCACUUGUCAAUAGUUCCGAUAAAAUCAUUCGAAAGGCCGGUUCUUCAAUCUUCCAGCACUCUGUAGAAGGUUGGAAAAUUAAUUCCUCAUUGGUUCUGGAGAUAAGGAAGAACAUUCUUCGUUUCUUAGAUGCAGAACGAGAUGUCUCUGUGGUCAAGAGCAGUUUUAAGCCUGGUGAUGUCAUACACUAUGUACUUGACAGGCGUCGGACACUAAAUAUUUCUCAAGAUCUGCAUAGCCUCCUCCCUGAAGUUUCACCAAUGAAAAAUCGCAGGUUUAAGACCUGUGCAGUUGUUGGCAAUUCUGGCAUUCUGCUAGAUAGCGAAUGUGGAAAGGAGAUUGAUAGUCACAACUUUGUAAUAAGGUGUAAUCUAGCCCCUGUGGUGGAGUUUGCUGCAGAUGUGGGCACUAAAUCAGACUUUAUUACCAUGAAUCCAUCAGUUGUACAAAGAGCAUUUGGAGGCUUUCGGAAUGAGAGUGACAGAGAAAAAUUUGUGCAUAGACUUUCCAUGCUGAAUGACAGUGUCCUUUGGAUCCCUGCGUUCAUGGUCAAAGGAGGAGAAAAGCACGUGGAGUGGGUUAAUGCACUAAUCCUUAAGAAUAAACUGAAAGUGCGAACUGCCUAUCCAUCAUUGAGACUUAUUCAUGCUGUCAGAGGGUACUGGCUGACAAACAAAGUUCCCAUCAAAAGACCAAGCACAGGUCUCCUCAUGUAUACACUUGCUACAAGAUUCUGUGAUGAAAUUCACCUGUAUGGAUUCUGGCCCUUCCCUAAGGAUCUGAGUGGAAAAGCUGUCAAAUAUCAUUAUUAUGAUGACUUAAAAUAUAGGUACUUUUCCAAUGCAAGUCCUCACAGAAUGCCAUUAGAAUUUAAAACAUUAAAUGUGCUACAUAAUAGAGGAGCUCUAAAAUUGACAACAGGAAAGUGUGUAAAGCAAUAAUGCACAUUUGAAGACUUACAAACAAACUGAAUAUGCACUUCUUUUCUGAAGAUGCUUCCUAAGAGUUGAAAAUAGGAUCCAAAACAAGACUGGGUUUCAGCAUCCACCAAGGACCCGGAAGGUGAUUAAGGACGUUCAUGAGAAAUUCACUACCAGCUGAUGAAAUGCCUGCAAAGUGCUCUAAAAAUUAAAUAUUUUGAUUUCAAGGGUCCUAGUAAGUGCCACUUCCACUAAGAACACAGUUUGAAUGUAUAAUCAGUAGUGUUUACAAGAUCCAACAAUGCACUUGUCAUUAGUUAAUGAAGCAAAUAUGUUCAUCACUAUUGGACUGCCACUGCAAUGCCAAGCACAUCGGAAGAGGAACCCAGAAACACAACUCAGCCAGUGGGGAAAGCAAACCACCAUUGUGAGAAGAAAGGAAAAUGGAAACAAUUUGAGUAGUGAAAUCUGCAAGAUUAAGUAAUUCAAGCAAAUGCCUUCAGUCAGGAUCAUGAAUUUUAUGUUUUGUUUCUGUUUUUGCUUUGUCUUCUGGAAUCUCUUUUGGCAUAGAUAUUGGGGUGCUUAGAAAUAAUUUCUGAGAUAAAGAUGAAUGCGAUAAAUAAUCUUCGAGUAUCAUUUUUAAAGUUCUAGUAUUUUUAAAAAGCAGUCACACAAUGACUUUGUAAAGAAGUUUUAUUUUGCACAACUCUAGACCUCCAGAUUUUUUUCCCAGUGGUGUAGAGGGUACCAGCUAAACUGUACCACUUAGUAACAUUGAGCCAUUCUGAUGGAAUGAUGGUCUGUCAUUUGAGAUGGUAAAAUUAGCAGAAAAAUGUACUUUUGGUACCAAAGAUUAUAUUGGUGUUUCUACCCAACCACUCUUCUUUUGUGAAUAUAUCAACAUAUUAUUAUACUAGCAGUGUGAAAAUUGUCUCUAGGUAUUAAAUUUUUUCAAGGUCAAACUUUAUUUUUGUUCGAAAGAAGGCUUCCACAACUUUUACAUUUCAUAAUUGUUUUAUGGAAGCAUUUUAUCCUUUCUAAUACGUGUUUGAUUAAUAGAGCUGAAAGGUGACUUCCAGGUCUUUGACAGUCCUCUCAUUAUUCAAAUGGAAAGACUGACAUGCUCUUUAAAAAUCUUUGUUAAAUUUUUAGUGCAAAAGUAGGAUAAUUAAUAAAGUGUUGUUUCCAUGAAGAGAGGAUUCAUCUUAAGAGAUCUGACUAUAAAACUCUGUUUCUGUAAUUUCACUUCAAAUGAAUUAAGUUGACUACUUUUUUUUCUGUGGUUAAAUGUUUUGCUUUAUCAUGUUAAUGUGUUUACAAACAAACACAUGGCAUGAUUAAUGAAGCUAUUUAAAAUUUUUGACAUUUAACUGAAUUGACCCAUAGGUCAGUUUCCUGCAAACUUGUGCUAUGCUGGUAGGUCGUUCUAAUUGGUGUAUUGUUUCUUGAGAAAGCAGAAGCACUGUGUUUCCACUUCUACUUUUGGCCUGAAAUAACUUGGAUAACUUCUUGUUUCUUAGAGAAGGCGGUCUGAAAAAAGAAGAAAUAGCAUGGGGGAUAUGUGUUUUGUUUCUUAGGGAGGACAGCCUGAAAAAUAA